UAUUUCCACCGCUCAAACGAAAACAAACCUCGCAGUUUCUUUAUAAUAAAACCAAUAAAAUACUAUUAAAAUGGACACUGUAAAGGAACUGGUACAAUUCAUGCAGCCCAAUCAACGACUGGACUUGAAGGCAGUGGCAUUGACACAUGUUCUAGGUUUAACUGGAAGUACUGAGGGCAAAUCAGCAAUACUUUCGCUGGACGAAAUGCUAAUGGCCAUCUUUGGACUUACCUACGAUGAAAACCAAACUGUGGCCAAGGAUGCGGUGUUAAGUUUAAUAAAUUUAACUGCCGAAGAAGAGGCUGCUGUUAAAGUUUUUCAAUUAGCGAAACAGUUGCAGCCAGCCUUUGCCAUUGUCGAAGUGGCCGCCAAGCAUAUCUCCGACGAGCAAUCCGAUCUGGCUGAUCCCUGGAGCAUGGUUUUGAGUAAUCUAACACGUGUAGAGUCCCUUGUCCACGAGAUCCUAGACACUCUAGAAAGAGACGAUCAAACAUUGCCUCGGUUGGCGAAAGCCUUCGCCCAGCUGGACUACAACAAGAAGAAGGCAAAGCUUCACUAUCUGGCGCCCAUCUUCUGCAAUCUGACCCAAGUGCCACGAGGUAGGGAACUGUGCUGCCAUAGGAAAUACCAGUUGCUGGAGAAGCUCCUCCCCUUCGCAUCUUUCGAAGGAAGUGUGGUGCGUCGAGGCGGUACUAUUGGUAUCCUAAAGAACGUCUGCUUUGAUACUGUCUACCACGAUGUGAUCCUUAAUGAACAGAGCAAUAUCCUGGUGGCUAUCCUGCAGCCGCUGUGUGGUCCUGAGGAGUUCAGCGAUGAGGACAACGAAUUGUUGCCAAUCGAACUGCAGUACCUUCCUGAAAGCAAGACUCGGGAGGAAGAUCCAGAUUUGCGGAAAAUGCUGCUGGAGUGCCUGCUGCAGUUGUGCUCCACACGUCGCAGCCGAGAAAUCCUUCGAUCCAGGGGCGUUUAUGAGAUCCUGCGGGAAUACCACAAAUGGGAGGCCAAGGUGGCCAAGGAUAGCGACUGCCUGCUGGCCUGCGAGAAUGUGGUGGACAUUCUGAUCAAAAAAGAGGAAGAAAUUGGUCUGGACAACUACAAAACCGAAGUAGAAGUGCCCUCCGAACAAGCCGAGAAAUUCGUUCAAGAAGACGCUGCUUAUGUGAAGAGUUUGCUGGAUUAAAUCAAGGACUUUUCAAUGUUUGUAAAUAUGUGUAGUGUUAGUAAAACUCAUAGACGAUAUCGAACUUUCAAUAUAUUUAUGCAGUUUUUUAUUCAGAAA
Molecule: messenger RNA, 1279 nt
Organism: Drosophila eugracilis
Lineage: Eukaryota; Metazoa; Arthropoda; Insecta; Diptera; Drosophilidae
Product: protein HGH1 homolog
Exons: 4
Coding region: 71-1180 (369 amino acids)
Source: RefSeq, a predicted model, not a curated record